Messenger RNA from Aspergillus homomorphus CBS 101889, 2668 nucleotides. Its product is annotated as C2H2 type zinc finger domain protein. The transcript is spliced from 6 exons. The record is from RefSeq and is a predicted model, not a curated record. Gene Ontology annotation, cellular component: chromatin. Bases 362 to 2566 code for a protein of 734 amino acids. Gene Ontology annotation, molecular function: DNA-binding transcription factor activity, RNA polymerase II-specific; RNA polymerase II cis-regulatory region sequence-specific DNA binding; zinc ion binding. NCBI's taxonomy places the organism in Eukaryota, Fungi, Ascomycota, Eurotiomycetes, Eurotiales, Aspergillaceae. Gene Ontology annotation, biological process: DNA-templated transcription; regulation of transcription by RNA polymerase II.
AAAAGUCGGGGUCUGUAGCAUGACAGUGGUAUACAGUACGGUAUGAUACGGUAUAUCUCCACGUGCCUUCUGCAGAUUGCUGAUUGCCACUUCUGUGAGUUUUGUUCCUAACUUGCUCCAGCUCUUUCUGCCCCACACUUUUUCUUCGACCCUUCGAAACAACUACCAAAAUCACUCUGCAUUGACCUUUUCCUCUCCCCGAUCGAUUAUCCUUCUAUUCUCGCUCAAGGCUGGCUCCUUCGACUGGUUAAUUGUUGCUGCCUGAUCAAUCGUGGGUGCAGGUGUAAUACAAGAUAACAUUGACUUGGGUUGCGCGACCUUGGCUGCUCCCAAGCAAUUUGUUCCACAUUCCUCAGACACCAUGCCACAAAACACAUCCACAUCCACAUCCUCGCCUACUGCCACCACACCCACAUCCAAGACCUUGGUCUGUCGCGUAUGUGAGAAGGGCUUUUCCAAGGCUGAGCAUCUGAGGAGACAUGAACGCUGUCAUACGGGAUCGAAGCCUUUUGUCUGCAAAGAAUGCCGGCGUCCUUUUGCACGCCAAGAUGCUCUUACUCGACAUGAAAAGCUACAUGUCCGUGCUGCGAAUACCAAGCAGGCUCAAGCAAAUCAAUCCGCCGUACAUGUGCCUUCGCAGGCGCCGCCUCUAGAUACUCUUGCUUGGGACACUACUCGAGCCACUGCGCCGGAAGUGGCAUCUACGUCGACAUCCAACAAUACUUGGGAGACGUCGCAGGCCGAACAACAUUCUGGUCUGCAACAUGCUGGCUCCGACCUUGACUUUACAUUAAUAUGGCCCGACUCCGAGAAUUUGUUUCAAAGCAUCAUGGCAUGUGAUACGACUGACCAGUGGCAGAUGCCACUCGGGGCUCUGCCUUUUCCACCUGUGGUGCAAGAUGUGAAUGGAAUGAAUUUUGGCUCACCAAAUUCCUUCGAUGACAGGGGCGCAUCGAUAGGCGCCAUCCCGUCAGGCGGUAGCCACCAGGCCGUGCGAGAUGUCACUGAGAUGGUUACAAGCUCGUCGUCGAGCGUGACAGCAGCGAUCAAAGCAACCUCGAUAACCUCGGUCUUCCUUGACGAAUGCCUUCACAUGUUCUUUGUGCGCUUCAUACCUACUUUCCCCAUUUUGCAUCGAGCAACUUUCGUUUUCCGUGAAUGCACCCAUCCUCUGCUCCUCAACGCCAUGGCGCUUGGGUCCCUUUACCUAGGCCCUAAAGACUCUGUCUCUAAAGGAGAGGCGUUAUGGCGCCUAGCACAUACGGCAAUUGCUACUUCUUGGCAGUCUUUGAUCACACAUCGUGGACCGUACGAUGCUUGCAAAGGAGUCCAGCUCCUUCUGACGGCCCUCUUGGGACAAAUAUAUGGCGCCCUGUCUAAGAAUCGACAAAUCCGCACCACAAGCCAGGUCUUUCGCCCCCUCGGUUUCUUCUGGGCAAGACAUUGCGGGAUGCUAGAUUGCGAACCCUUCCCCAUGGAAAGCGUGCCUUUCCCCAGCGCUUCUAUUAGUGAGAAGGAAAACAGGUGGCGAACUUGGGUGGCAAGGGAAAUACAACAACGUGCAUUACUUGCUUACCACAUUCUAGACGGUCUCGUCGCGCAGAUGUCUGGAGAUGGUGCUUCCACACGGCACGUUGCCAACCCACUAAUUCUUCCGAGCAGCGAAGCUGCAUUCGAUGCCGGUAAUGUCGAUGAGUGGAUCACUACAAUGCGUUCUCAACGGUCCGAGCAGCCUUCAUUUCGACUCGUCUUCCGUUCCCUCUUCCCUCCAAUUGGCAGUUUCCGUCCAUUAGACUAUCAAUUCUCCGCUUUCGCUCUACGGGUGGUUCUUGAGGGGCUGCAAUCUUUAGUUUCUGAUUCCGAUGAGAGCGACUUAGCGGCUGUCGGUGUUCCUGGCCGCUCCGACGUCCGGAGGGCGCUGGCCCAAGUGCAUGAGACCAUUACCAUGAGCAUUCAUCUUUCAGCCCCGGAAAGACUUGAGGUCCUCCUCCGUUGGCAUACGAUCUGCCUGGACACCAUGAUAAAUUCCACCAUUCUCUGCAGACAUGUUUGCUCUCGUUACGAUAUCACGCAGCAUGUCUCUGGCGGUUCUCGGACGAUUAGGCCGGGAUUUGAUAUGGUUAAGUGGGUCAAUACUGAAGAUGCUCGUCGCGCAUUGCUGCAUGCCAUCGCGAUUCAGGAUAUUGUCGAGCAACUACCUAGGGGGCGUGCUCAUGUUAUCCACAUGCCAAGCUCUCUGUUCUCCGCAACGACGAUUUACGUUGUGUUCUCACUCGCCGGGGUAACCAACAUCCACCUUCCACGUACUGUUGUCUGGCAAGAUGCACUACUUUCCCGGGCUGAUCUGAACAUUGGCUCCGAUACUAUUCGCUCCUCGACCGGAUCGGAGACUCGUCGCUUCGUUGAAGAGGGCCGCACCGACUCUCCACCAGGAAUGGGCGCCGUGCGCAAUUUACUGUAUGAAAUGAAUUCAUUACAGAAAUUAUUUCGCUGCUUGUUCUCUCAGUGGGGUAUUGCCCAUGAUAUGGAGGAAAUCAUCGAUCAAUGGAUCACCCUUUGCCACUGAAUGGCAUUGGUGUAUGCACCUAUGCCUUUUCGGGCAUCUGCUCAGCUUUCAAAUCUCGAUGCAGAUGAGCUGCUGGGCGUGGGUCAACACCAAUUACAACCG